AUGCCCCUCCGCCCCCCCUUUCUCCUCCAUUUCCCUGCUGCGGGUGCAGCAGUGGGGGGGAGGGGAUCUGCAGCACCAGCCCCCCCCCGCCCCCUCUUCUCCUCCAUCCCUGGGGGGUGGCGGAUAGUGGAGCAGCAGUGGGGUGGGAGGGGAUCUGCAGCACCAGCCCCCCCCCCCCCCCCCCUUCUCCUCUCUCCCUCUGCUACGGUGCAGCAGUGGGGGGGAGGGGAUCUGCAGCACCAGCCCCCCAGCCCCCCCUUUCUCCUCCAUCCCUGGGGGGUGGCGGAUAGUGGAGCAGCAGUGGGGGGGGAGGGGAUCUGCAGCACCAGCCCCCCCACCCCCUUCUCUCUCCCUCUGCUGCGGGUGCAGCAGUAG
Closterium sp. Naga37s-1 is the source of this 375-nucleotide messenger RNA. Lineage: Eukaryota; Viridiplantae; Streptophyta; Zygnematophyceae; Desmidiales; Closteriaceae. The record is from the annotation of a GenBank genome assembly.